CAAGUAGACUUUGGAUUUGUCUUCUAACCAAAAGACUUACACACCUGCAUACCUUACAUCAAAAACUCGUUUAUCGCUACAUAAAACACCGGGAUAUAUUUUUUAUAUACAAACUUUUCAAAUCGCGCGCCCUCUUCAUAAUUCACCUCCACCACACCACGUUUCGUAGUUGCUCUUUCGCUGUCUCCCACCCGCUCUCCGCAACACAUUCACCUUUUGUUCGACGACCUUGGAGCGACUGUCGUUAGUUCCGCGCGAUUCGGUUCGCUCAAAUGGUUCCGAGUGGUUCAUUUCGUCUCAAUAGAAAUUAGUAAUAAAUAUUUGUAAUUUUUUGUGACCUGUUCGGAGUGAUUAGCGUUACAAUUUGAACUGAAAGUGACAUCCAGUGUUUGUUCCUUGUGUAGAUGCAUCUCAAAAAAAUGGCAAACAAAAACAAACGGAGAAAUAAUAGCAGCCAAAUAAAGGAUAAACGGCGAGCAAAGCCGCAAAAAACCACCAGAAUGAAUAUCGAUUCGCUGAAAAACGAGUGGGAAGAACUCAAUAAGGAGUUUGCCGAACUGGAGAGCUGCAACAGGCGGUACAUCGAGCUGCUGGAACAGCUGCACAGCCAUCAACAAAUCUGCUUCAAUGAGAUCAAGCAUCAGCGGUACCGCAUGAACCAGAUAACGACGUCUCUGCGACAGUUCAAAGGGCCCGUUCCGGCGGAGGACAAGGAGAAGGUCGAUGACCUGCACAAGAUGACCUUGAAGCGCAAAGCGCAACUGCACGAAAUCGAGCAAUCCUUGCCAGCGAAAUCCGGCCGCUAUUUGCAGAUAAUCCUGGGCGAUGUAAAUGUCUCGAUUCUCAACAGAAACGACAAAGUUCGCUAUAAAGAUGACUAUGAAAAGUUUAAAUUAAUACUCAACGUAAUUGGACUGAUAAUGGCCUUCUUCAAUUUGAUAUUCAACUACAGGGCCCUGGAGCUGGCCUUCAUAUUCCUGUUGGUCUGGUACUACUGCACCCUGACCAUUCGCGAGUCCAUCCUCAAGGUGAACGGCUCGAGGAUCAAGGGCUGGUGGCGGGCGCACCACUUCAUCUCUACGGUCGCCGCCGGUGUUCUAUUGGUUUGGCCACAGGGCGAGCACUGGCAAAUCUUCCGGAUGCAGUUCAUGUACUUCAACGUCUACAUUAGCAUUGUCCAGUAUUUGCAGUUUGGCUACCAGAAGGGCCUGCUCUAUCGACUGAAGGCGCUCGGCGAGCGGCACAACAUGGACAUCACCAUCGAGGGCUUCCACUCGUGGAUGUGGCGCGGUCUGAGCUUCCUGCUGCCCUUCCUGUUCAUCGGCUACGGUUACCAGGCGUAUAACGCGUGGACGCUCUACAAGUUGGCCUACAGCCCGCCGGAUGCGCCGUGGCACGUGUCCGUGAUGUCCGGACUGUUCCUGCUGCUCUUCGUGGGCAACAUGGCCACCACUUUAUGGGUGGUGCCCGAGAAGAUACGCGAACGGGCCAAGGAGCGCUACCGACUCCAGAGCAUGGGCAAGUCGAUGAAGCUGCGCAAGGAGAUGAAGAAUAGCGCCAGUGAUUUGGACCUCUCGAGCGGAUCGAAACUUUCGCCAACAGCGACCACGACCACUUCCAUUGCGACUGCGACGCAAACGCCCGCCGAGAAGAAGGAAACUUAAACGAAUCAGUGCGAUGAUUCUGAUUAGCCUGGCAUUUCAAUUGAACAUAUAUUUACUGUUUUUACUACGUUUUUUUUUUCCUAUUUAUUAAAUUUUCCCUUGGUUUUGUUCCUCUCCCCUUCCCAGCCACCAAAACGACUUUGAAUUGUGUUUUUUUCCCCCAUUUCAUACACAUAAUGUAAAACUGUUGUACAUUUGAAGCAAACACUAUAUAAGCAAAGAAAAAACAACAAUAUGUAGUCACAGUACACAUUUUUUUUUUUCGCCUAAUUGUAAGUAUGAAAAGUGAGAAGAUGAAAUAUUAAAUGGAAUUGAAGUGACCCGUUUUUGUUUAUUUUUUAUGUUUAGACUAAGAUUGAAAUGGAAGCUAAAAAAGACAAAUAAAUGAGAACGAAUGGUUAAUAAU
This is a messenger RNA of Drosophila melanogaster (fruit fly), 2070 nucleotides long. RefSeq lists its product as uncharacterized. The transcript is spliced from 9 exons. NCBI's taxonomy places the organism in Eukaryota, Metazoa, Arthropoda, Insecta, Diptera, Drosophilidae. The record is from RefSeq and is marked reviewed. Gene Ontology annotation, cellular component: membrane. The coding region runs from base 501 to 1664 and encodes 387 amino acids.